Molecule: messenger RNA, 1620 nt
Organism: Drosophila montana
Lineage: Eukaryota; Metazoa; Arthropoda; Insecta; Diptera; Drosophilidae
Product: esterase-5B-like
Exons: 2
Coding region: 1-1620 (539 amino acids)
Molecular function (GO): serine hydrolase activity
Source: RefSeq, a predicted model, not a curated record
AUGUGCUGCGUUAGGUUUCUCUUAGCGCUGUGUCUUGUUGGGGUAGUGGCCGCCACGGAUCCGCUGCUGGUGGAACUGCCAUAUGGCAAAUUGCGUGGACGCGAUAACGAGCGGUAUUAUAGCUACGAGUCGAUUCCCUACGCGGAGCCCCCUGUGGGUGAGCUGCGCUUCGAGGCACCAAGACCAUACACCCAGCGCUGGAAAGACAUCUACAAUGCGAGCAAACCUCCCGAGAACUGCAUGGAGUGGAGUCAGGUAGUUCAGCAACCCGACAAACUUCGCGGGGUAGAGGACUGUCUGACUGUCAGCGUGUAUAAGCCCAAGAACUCCAGUCGCAAAAGCUUUCCAGUUUUGGUGGAUAUAUAUGGCGGAGGCUUCAUGUUUAAAGCAUCGUCUGAGGGAAUACACGAGCGACUUAUGGACAGAGGAACUUUUAUUAUGGUUAAGCUAAACUAUAGAGUGGGACCAUUGGGAUUUGCAAGUUCCGAAGAUGGCGCUAUAUCAGGCAACUUUGGACUAAAGGACCAGCGCCUGGCACUGCGCUGGAUUAGGAAGCACAUUGAUCGUUUUGGUGGCGAGCCAGAGAAUAUACUUGUCCUGGGUCUUUCUGCUGGAGGAGCUUCGGUGCAUCUUCAGCUACUCAAGGAGGAUUUCGGCCAGCUGGUAAAGGCAGCAGUUUCGCUUAGUGGAAAUGCAUUAAAUCCCUGGGUGGUGCAACAAGGUGCACGUCGCCGCGCCUUUGAGCUGGGUCGCAUUGUGGGCUGCGGCUUGCUAAGUGAUUCUAUGCAGCUCAGAAAGUGCCUCAAGUCGAAGGAUGCAUCUGAAAUAGUCAGUGCUGUGCGUCAGUUCCUAGUCUUUGACUAUGUCCCCUUUACUCCGUUCGGCCCUGUGGUAGAGUCCGUCGAUGCAGCUGAGCCUUUCCUCACACAACAUCCCAUUGAUAUUAUCAAGAGUGGAAAGCUUGGGCAAGUGCCUUGGUUAGCCGCCAACACGCAAGACGAUGGCACUUACAAUGCUGCUCUGCUCAUGAUAAAGCAAGCCAAUGGAAGAGAGCUGAUUGAGGAGCUGAACAGUCGCUGGUUCGAGUUGGCGCCCCACUUUCUGUUCUAUCGGGACUCCAAGAAAACGCUUGAGAAAAUGGACGACUACUCACGGAACCUGAGACAAGAAUAUCUGGGAAAUCGCAAUUUCAGCAUGGAGAGCUACUUGGAUGUGCAGCGCAUAUUUACGGAUGUGCUGUUCAGAAAUGACACCAUACGCUCUAUAGAGCUGCAUGGGAAGUUCGGAAAGUGUCCCGUUUAUGGCUACGUCUAUGAUAAUCCCGCUAAUCAGGGAACUGGAAAUUGGCUGUCAAAGCGAAGUGAAUUCAAUUUUGGCACGGGACAUGGCGAUGAUUACUUUCUAAUCCUUAACAGUCAAAUCGGUACACCUCUGCGCUCCGACGAGCAAGUUAUUUCAAGAAAUUUGAUGAAUAUGCUUGAGGGUUUUGUUCAAAGCAAAAAUGGGACUUUGGUCUAUGACAACUGCGUGUUCCCAGACAAUGCGCAGCAAGAGAAGCUACAAUUGCUCUCCAUAACUCGCAGUGGGUGCGAGGUGUUACAUGUGAAUGCGAUCCAUUAA